Lachnellula hyalina is the source of this 2583-nucleotide messenger RNA. RefSeq lists its product as uncharacterized. The record is from RefSeq and is a predicted model, not a curated record. Gene Ontology annotation, molecular function: protein phosphatase activator activity. Bases 1 to 2583 code for a protein of 860 amino acids. Gene Ontology annotation, biological process: DNA damage response; protein dephosphorylation. The transcript has 6 exons. NCBI's taxonomy places the organism in Eukaryota, Fungi, Ascomycota, Leotiomycetes, Helotiales, Lachnaceae. Gene Ontology annotation, cellular component: protein phosphatase 4 complex; nucleoplasm.
AUGGCACAAGCGGUGCCUGAUCCUCCGCCGAACAACAAGAAGAGAGUCAAGGUCUAUGAGUUGCGCAACAGCGACUGGUUCGAUAGGGGCACCGGCUUUUGCCAGGCGGGCUAUUUUAUCGACGAUGCCACCCACCAGGAAACUCCGCGUGUCACAGUAGAAUCAGAAGAUGCACCAGCUCGGGUACUCUUAGAGACGAAGAUACUCAGGGAGGAUGGAUUCCAGAAGCAACAAGGCACGUUUACUCGAGUAGACCGCUAUACACUUAUCGUAUGGACGGAGCCUGCUACGGGCAUUGAUAUGGCUCUUAGCUUCCAAGAAGCUGAAGGGUGUGCUGUCAUCUGGAAGUUCGUAAACACCAUUCAGCAGUCGUUCGUAAUAGGUGGCCCAGAGGAUGCCUUAGACGAUGACAUGCCACUUGAUCAUAUUACGAACUCGAUCUCCUUACCGUCUCCCACACUUGGCAAUUUGGAUGUGGUAGAAAAGCAGGUUAGAGAUUGCAGCAUGACCAAUGCCGGCCGCGAAGCUCUGAUCAAGUUCGUCGUCACCGAGGACUACAUAAAAGCGUUAAUUCCACUGGUGGAAAUGGCCGAGGAUAUGGAGGAUUUGAAAAGCUUGCACCUGCUGUGCAACAUCAUGAAGACAUUCAUUUUGUUGAACGAGAAUUCAAUGAUGGAGCUUGCCGUCAGAGACGAUUUGAUUAUGGGCGUUGUAGGAGCUCUCGAAUAUGAUCCGGAUUUCCCAAGCCACAAGGCAAAUCAUAGACACUGGUUGAGUAAGGAAGGAAGGUACAAGGAGGUGGUGCGAAUCGAAGACGACGAAAUUCGGAACAAGAUACAUACAGUAUAUCGGUUACAAUACCUCAAAGAUGUUGUGCUCGCGAGGAUCUUAGACGACCCCACCUUCUCUAUUCUCAACGGCUUGAUCUUCUUUCAGCAUGUCGAUAUCGUCCAGCAUAUCCAAUCGAACCCAGGGUUUCUAAAGGAGUUAUUUGGCAUUUUCAGUUCUGAAGAGACAGACCAGGAACGCAAAAAGGAGGCUGUUUUGUUUAUUCAGCAGUGCUGUGCCAUUGCGAAGAGUCUGCAACCGUCAGGCCGACAAACGCUCUUCAACAACUUUUUAGCUCACGGCUUGUUGUCUGUAAUAACUUUCGCUCUUCGUCACAGCGAUGUUGCGGUUCGGGUGGGGGCCACGGACGUUUUGGUCUCAAUGAUAGACCAUGACCCCCAAAUGAUUCGCCAGACGAUCUUUCGACAGAUGGACGAAAAGCAAACUCCUUUGACAGACUCCUUGAUCGAUCUUCUUUUGGUAGAAGUAGAUCUUGGCGUCAAAGCACAAAUUGCAGAUGCUAUCAAAGUACUUCUCGAUCCUGGCGCUCAAGCUGGGCCACUCGAGGGCCCCGGUAAGGGAGGCGGAGAGUUUGGUCCUAGGUUACGGCCUGCUCCGGAUCCUCAGCAACAAGAGCUAGUCAAGAACUUUUACGAUGACUCGGCCAAAAAACUCUUUAAGCCUUUGGUUGAUUUGAAAGAUCGAGGCAAUAUGGACUUCAGCGUUCACGAGGUUUCGCUGUUUAUUUACCUGAUCGAGAUCCUCUGCUUUUUCGUUCGACAACAUACACAUCACAGCAAGUAUUUUGUCAUGUCCGAGAACCUAGGUCAGCGGAUCUCUCAAUUGCUCUUGAGUCCAGAGAAGUACUUGAAACUCACUGCCUUGAAAUUCUUUCGAAAUCUCAUCGGACUACAAGAUGUUUUUUACAACCAACAGAUGACUCAAGGAAAGCUCUUUGAGCCAAUCUUGAACCUAAUAGUCGAGACGAUGCCACGUGAUAAUCUCCUGAAUUCGGCAUGCCUGGAGUUCUUUGAUUUCAUCAAAAGAGAGCAUAUCAAGAUCAUAAUCAGUCACUUGGUGGAGAAUUAUCGUGACAAAAUGGAGGACAUUACCUACGUUGAUACUUUCCAAAAUUUUAUCCUCAGGUACGACCAGACCCAAGGCUUUGCCCCUAACCUGGAAACAUCAUUUUUGGACACGGAAGAGGACACCCCAAAGAGAGAAACUAGAGGGAGCAGAUGGGAGCAUGGCAUCAAAGACCUUGAUGCUACUGAAGAGGAGUACUUCAAUACGUCUGAUGAUGAGGAUGAUGUCGGAAAAGCUACCAGCCGACCCUCAAUUAACGGGGCAUCUCCGAUUUCGAAACCCCUCGUCGAUUACCCAUCGGAUGAAGAGAACGAUAUCAUGGAUACCGAUGCCGGUGCGGUUGAAGCAAAGACCCCUCAAGCAAGUCCCUCAAAACAUCGUUAUAAUCGGUCGCCAAUUUCGGCGGUUCCGUCCCCUCCAGAGAGGCUUUCCGAGAAGCGUCGCCGUGAAGAGGACGAAGAGGAUGAGAUAGGUAAACUCUCGCAACCGAAACGCCGAAAUUCGAGCAGUUCUGUCGAGUCCAACACAAGCAAUAUGCUAAGGAGAAAGAAGAGUUUCGCAAGCCACGGCGGCGGAGGUUCUGGUAGCAAGCCGAACAAAAUUGCCAUCAGCCUGUCACCAGCCAUAAAAACCGGCGGUGAAGCUAAUGGAGGAGAAGACAACAGUUGA